Exophiala oligosperma is the source of this 1107-nucleotide messenger RNA. RefSeq lists its product as uncharacterized. The record is from RefSeq and is a predicted model, not a curated record. The transcript has 2 exons. Bases 116 to 994 code for a protein of 292 amino acids. Gene Ontology annotation, molecular function: protein-containing complex binding. NCBI's taxonomy places the organism in Eukaryota, Fungi, Ascomycota, Eurotiomycetes, Chaetothyriales, Herpotrichiellaceae. Gene Ontology annotation, cellular component: mitochondrion.
GAUCAUUCCACGACUCGCAGCAUCAUGGAGCUUUCAUGCUACGAGGUUGUACUGACUCUUUUCUAGCUGGUAUUCGAGUACAACAACGGUAUCGAACAUCCAGCAGUCAUAUAACAUGGCUCAGGCUGCAAAGAAGAGACUUGUAAUUGCUGGCGGGAAUGGAUUUCUCGGGUCUCGCAUUUGCAAGUCCGCCGUCGCUCGCGGUUGGGACGUGAUAUCCAUAAGCCGGUCCGGAGAGCCAAGAUGGUCCUCGGUGACCUCAGAACCCUCGCCCCCGUCGUGGUCGAAAUCCGUCACAUGGGCCAAAGGUGAUAUCGUAAAGCCUGCGACUUACACCUCGCACCUGAAAGGGGCUGAUGCCGUCGUCCAUACCAUGGGCAUCCUACUCGAAGCAGACUAUAAGGGCGUCAUAUCUGGGAAAGAGAGCGUCGUCUCCGGCCUGUCAAGGGCCUUCAGUUCCUCCAAGGCCGGUAGUACAAAGAACCCUCUCGAACGCAAACCCGGAGGUGAACUCGGCAAGGGCGAAAAAGACGGCCAGAUUACGUACGAGUUGAUGAAUAGAGAUUCCGCAAUUGCUCUGGCGCAAGAAGCGGAAAGAGAAGGUGCCAGCACGUUUGUGUACAUCUCUGCCGCAGCGGGCGCACCUAUGCUUCCAACAAGAUACAUCACCACGAAACGAGAAGCCGAGACCACGAUAGCGAGCAAUAUGACCAAAUUGAGGAGCAUUUUCAUACGGCCAGGCUUUUUGUACGACAGUAGUCGGAAGUUUACGCUCCCGAUAGCUGCCUCCGGAAUGGUGGGAAGCACUUUCAAUAGUCUAGUUGGCGGUAGCCUCACUCGGAUAUUUGGUGCUGCUGUCGAAAAGCCACUCAAGGCAGAUCUGGUGGCCGACGCUGUUGUUGAAUCCAUAGCGGAUGGCUCAACUAGAGGCGUCAUCGACACUCCAUUGAUCGAAGCACUGGCUGCAAAAGCCUGGCGCCGGACCAUGUUGUAAUUCUUGCAUUCAAAAAUGAACGACUGGAUAGGUACCUGUGAAAAUAGCUGUACAAUAAAGACUUGAGAAGAUAAGGUAUGACAUGAUGAUGAUUAUUGAAUGACUUGAUUAUA